AUGCAGUCCCCAGCUGCCACACUUGGGGGCUUCAAAGACCCCUUGAUUUGGUCCUACAAAGUCCAUUCCUUCCAGUUCCAACCUCGUCAUGAGACCAUCAACUGGCGGAGAAUUAGCACCCUGGACGUGGACCGUGUUGCUCGGGAGCUGGAUGUGGCCACUCUCCAGGCACACGUCACUGGCAUCACCUUCUGCAACCUGGAGCAGGAGGUGUGCCGCCAGUGUGGGCAGGCAGUGGACCCAGCGCUGCUCAAGGUGCUGCGCCUGGCACAGCUCACCAUUGAGUACCUGGGGCAUUGUCAGGAUUGCCUGAGCACCAAGGUUGUCCAGCUGGAGGGGCAGCUGCAGGCCAGCUGGGACCAGCAGCAGCGUACCCAAGAGAGGAUGGACUGCCAGCGUGACAAGCUAAAGAAGGUGCAAGUGAAGAGCCACCAGCGUGGAAAGAUGAUUAACACUCUGCAGCAGCUGCUAAUGCAGAGAGAAACCCAAAGCUGUCACCAGUGUGACCUGUGUGACACGGAGUUUGUCAAUGUCACCUCUCUCCGGGACCAUAUCCAGCACAGGCAUGCAGACGUGGCUGAAAGUGCACUGGCAGGAGAAAGAAAAUGUGUCCUCGAGGAAUCAGAAAUCACUCAUCAGAGGGAAAUUGAGGCUAAAAAGACAUUUGAGGAUUGGAAAGAAAAAGAGAGAGACAAACUUCAUGAUGAGCUUAACAAGUUUAAAAUAUCAUUGAGGGAGAAAUUCAAAAGGAUUUCCGACCACAGCUCUAUGCUAGAACAGAAAAUGUGGGCACUGGAGUCCCACUGUUCCAAGGAGUCCAACUUCAUAUUGCUGAUGGAGAAGAUAUGUGAGGAGCGAAUCCAAAGUAUACAGGAGACCACAGCCUUGAGAGACAAGUUGGCACUCCAGAACACCAAGAGAAAGGGGAAAAAAACAGAACUCCAUCAAGAUCAUGCAGCUAAGAAUAGAGAGUUGCAGAGAGAGAUCCAGAGGCUUCAGGCCUCCCUGCAAGAGAACCAGAGGCAGGCAGAUUCCCAGAAUGAGCUGAUCAGCACCCUCCAAGCUAAUCUGCAGCAACAAACCAGGCUCAUCAACUCCCUAAAAAGGAAGACAAAGAGGAGGAAAGUCCUGGAGAAGGAUCUGGAAGACAGGCUGAAAAUCUUGGGAAUCAAGAAGCAUGUGAAGGGAAUAUCAGCGCAGAAAUUCAGACGCCUGCAGCUGAAGAUCUUACAAGAGAAGACAGCCCAGAGAUUUCCUGUGCUUCCAAAUUUGAAGAUAAAGUUACUCAAAGAAGUCACAGACACAUGCAGCCAGUCCAAGCCUGAGUCCUUCACCCAAAGACAUUUUGCAAAAUGGGGUCCACAUUCAAAAGCCAGCCGAGCAAUUUGGACACGAGAGACCACGCCAAAGCUUGGAACCCUGCAGGUGAUAUCACCAUCCAAGCCAGCAAAACCGCCCACAUUGACUCUUCAGAGGCAUGGCAGCCGUGGGCACAAGCUGAUCCAGACGACCACCCCUACUGCAUGUCCCACAGUGCCUGGCCCCUCUAGCACUCCAGCUUCCCUGGGGCCUUAAUUGAGCACGCCCCCAUUCAGUUCUAAAGAGGAUUGGGAGAGAGACUUCAUGCAGAAUGUGUCUCUGCAGACCCUGAAAUAUCCUUCCAGGAGGGUGCCUAAGGGGAAAGGACAUCUACUAACCCGAUACACCUAUGACACUAACCAGGACAUCAAUGCAGAAUGCUUGCAGUCAAAAGCAGAACACCAAUGCAGAAGCCAACUUAGAAAUCUUCCCUCUUCCCCGGAGCAUGCUACUUACAUCAGUGCUACAGAUAAACGUAUCAUCUACACGUUGCAGAACAGCUCUUUCUGGUACUGUGGAGUCACCAAAAUCUGUUACCAUCGUUUGGUGUGA
Messenger RNA from Carlito syrichta (Philippine tarsier), 1911 nucleotides. Its product is annotated as zinc finger protein DZIP1L-like. Gene Ontology annotation, cellular component: ciliary basal body; cytoplasm. The record is from RefSeq and is a predicted model, not a curated record. Lineage: Eukaryota; Metazoa; Chordata; Mammalia; Primates; Tarsiidae. Gene Ontology annotation, biological process: cilium assembly. The transcript is spliced from 13 exons.